GUUAAUGGCUCCUCCUGCUUCAGACUGAGACGGAGCUGGCAACGAUCUGCUGUACGGGGGGAGCUGUAACACCGCGGAGGAAAAAAGCGAUUACACCCCAAAUACCAGCGGGUUUUGAUCGCAGUUGUUUGGGUGUUUUUUGGGAAAAAGGUCCUUCGGUUGGUAGAUUGGGUCGAGUACUAAAUUUAGGAGCGGGCGGUUGCGGGCAGCAGUCUAUUUUUCAACAACCAACUCCCCAGAUGAACUCCGUCAGAGCCACCAACAGGAGACCCAGGCGAGUGUCGAGGCCGCGCCCGGUGCAACCCGAACGGAACAACGGAGAGAGAGAUGAGGAGGCUCCUGCAGCUGCUGCAGCAGAGAUGGCCAUUGAGGAGUCCGGACCAGGAGCUCAGAACAGUCCCUACCAGCUUCGACGCAAAACCCUGCUUCCUAAAAGAACCGCUGCUGCCUCUGCCACCGCCUCUGCCUGCCCCAGCAAGAGCCCAAUGGAGGGAACGUCCACUUCAUCAACAGAGGCCUUUGGCCAUCGAGCCAAGCGGGCACGAGUGUCCGGUAAGAGCCACGACCUGCCAGCAGCCCCAGCAGAGCAAUAUCUGCAGCAGAAGCUUCCAGAUGAGGUAGUUUUGAAGAUUUUCUCCUACUUGUUGGAACAGGAUCUCUGUCAGGCAGCUUGUGUCUGCAAGAGGUUCAGCCAGCUCGCCAAUGACCCCAUCCUAUGGAAGCGUCUGUAUAUGGAGGUCUUUGAGUACACACGUCCCAUGAUGCACCCUGAGCCUGGAAGGUUCUACCAGGUCAACCCUGAGGAGCAUGAACACCCAAACCCAUGGAAGGAGAGCUUCCAACAGCUGUACAAAGGUGCCCAUGUAAAACCAGGCUUUGCAGAACAUUUCUACAGUAACCCUGGCAGAUACAAAGGCAGAGAGAACAUGUUGUACUAUGACACCAUUGAAGAUGCACUGGGUGGGGUCCAAGAGGCCCACUUUGAUGGUCUAAUCUUUGUUCACUCUGGCAUCUACACAGAUGAGUGGAUUUAUAUAGAGUCCCCCAUUACCAUGAUUGGUGCAGCUCCUGGUAAAGUAGCUGACAAGGUUGUUAUAGAGAAUACCAGAGACUCAACAUUUGUCUUCAUGGAGGGGUCAGAAGAUGCCUAUGUGGGAUACAUGACCAUAAAGUUUAACCCUGAUGAUAAGUCAGCGCAGCACCAUAAUGCCCACCACUGUCUGGAGAUCACAGUCAACUGCAGCCCAAACAUCGACCACUGCAUCAUACGUUCCACAUGCACAGUGGGUUCAGCUGUCUGUGUGAGUGGCCAGGGAGCAUGUCCAACUAUCAAACACUGCAACAUCAGCGACUGUGAGAACGUAGGCCUGUACAUUACAGACCAUGCACAGGGCAUUUAUGAAGACAAUGAAAUCAGCAACAACGCGCUAGCUGGAAUUUGGGUGAAAAACCACGGCAAUCCCAUCAUAAGACGUAAUCACAUUCACCAUGGACGAGAUGUUGGAGUGUUCACCUUCGACCACGGCAUGGGUUACUUUGAGAACUGUAACAUCCAUAGAAACCGCAUAGCAGGCUUUGAGGUGAAGGCCUACGCUAACCCCACAGUGGUGCGCUGUGAGAUCCAUCACGGCCAAACAGGAGGCAUCUAUGUCCACGAGAAGGGGCGGGGACAGUUUAUAGAAAACAAAAUCUACGCUAAUAACUUUGCCGGUGUGUGGAUCACAUCCAACAGUGACCCGACGAUACGGGGUAACGCUAUAUUCAACGGUAACCAAGGAGGGGUGUACAUAUUUGGAGAUGGGCGGGGUUUGAUAGAGAGCAACGAUAUCUAUGGUAACGCCUUGGCGGGAAUUCAGAUCCGAACCAACAGCUGCCCCAUUGUACGGCACAACAAGAUCCACGAUGGACAGCAUGGAGGCAUCUAUGUGCAUGAGAAAGGUCAGGGUGUGAUCGAGGAGAAUGAGGUUUACAGCAACACACUGGCUGGAGUGUGGGUGACCACUGGCAGCACUCCUGUCCUCCGCAAGAACCGCAUCCAUAGUGGAAAACAGGUCGGUGUAUAUUUCUAUGACAAUGGUCAUGGUGUGUUGGAAGACAACGACAUCUACAAUCACAUGUACUCUGGUGUGCAAAUAAGGACGGGGAGUAAUCCAAAAAUCAGGCGCAACAAGAUCUGGGGAGGCCAGAAUGGGGGAAUUUUAGUCUACAACUCAGGUCUGGGCUUCAUCGAGGACAACGAGAUCUUUGACAAUGCCAUGGCUGGAGUGUGGAUCAAGACAGACAGCAACCCCACGCUGAGGAGAAAUAAGAUUCACGAUGGCAGAGAUGGGGGCAUAUGCAUUUUCAACGGCGGCAGAGGUCUCCUGGAAGAGAACGACAUCUUCAGGAACGCUCAAGCCGGUGUUCUGAUUAGCACCAACAGCCAUCCAAUACUCCGCAAAAAUCGCAUAUUUGAUGGCUUCGCUGCUGGUAUUGAAAUCACCAACCAUGCCACAGCAACUCUGGAGGGAAACCAGAUCUUCAACAAUCGCUUUGGAGGUCUGUUCCUGGCCUCCGGAGUCAACGUCACCAUGAAAGAUAAUAAGAUUCUCAAUAACCAAGAUGCUAUUGAGAAGGCAGUGAGCAGAGGACAGUGUCUCUACAAGAUCUCCAGCUACACCAGUUACCCCAUGCACGACUUCUACAGAUGUCACACCUGUAAUACAACAGAUAGGAACGCCAUCUGUGUGAACUGCAUCAAAAAAUGCCACCAGGGGCAUGAUGUAGAGUUUAUACGGCACGAUAGGUUUUUUUGCGACUGUGGAGCAGGAACACUGUCCAACCCGUGCACGCUGGCCGGAGAGCCCACACAUGACACGGACACUCUGUAUGAUUCAGCGCCGCCCAUUGAGUCCAACACGCUGCAACAUAAUUGAAAGGAUCCUGUCCGAGUUACUCUCCAAUUAAAAAAAAAAAACAACAAAAAAAACAACAAAAAAAACAAAAAAAAACACAUAACAUUGCACACAGCCAGACACACACACUUAAACACAGUCACGUACACACGUCCACUUGCAGCCAUAAGAACCCAGAGAGACUCUGACUGCUGCGCUCUCAGAUGGGAUUGAGGUGGAAAGAGGCUGCAGAGGAAGCAGCUUCCAGCCCUCUGCACUCUGACUGGCUGCAGCAGAGGGCAGACUCCACUAGAGGGAGCAGUGGAGCUGAGGGUAGACCCGACAGAAUGGCCACAAGAGAUUCCUCGUCUGAGUAUUUCUUAUUGUAGUCUGUAGGCAGAGAGAAGACAGGAGAAGGGCUAUGCAGAGGGGCUGUCGAAGGCAGCAUGUGAAGAUCAGACCCCAGUAUGAAAACUCAGCUCCCAGCUCAUUUCUCCUUCAAGAACUGCUGUCAAAGAGACUUGAUGCUUCCUCGCAGCUGUCACCCCCAUUGGCUGCCUAGCGGUUGUAACUAGGCAACGGAUGGGAGGAUGUUGCUCUGUUGUGUGUGGAGAAAAAGAAUGAGUGUGUGUGUGUGUGUGCGCGUGUGACGGAGCACUUGGGCUUUUUUUAUUUUUAAGAAAAAAAAAUAUGUUCUGAUCAAUGGAUUUUAUUUCAAUGCUUUCUCAUGUAGUUUUGUAUUUUCAAGCAAAAAAGCUGACUGUAUUUGAAUGUCUUUUAUUUUAUUAUAUAUUAUUAUUAUAAUUAUUAUAUUUUUUCCCCCCUUUGGUUAGCGUCCCUCCCCCUCUCCCAAACACACAGGCAGACUGCAGACACUCAAACGUACCAGUGGUGAAGUUCUUUCUGUGAAAGAGAAUCUCGUUUAAACACUACAAACCCUCUCCAGUACAUUAGCUUAAAUGGCAGGUGGAGGGACUCCACACUUGUAUAAAGGUGUGUAUGCGUGUGUGUAAAUGUAUGUUGUGUAUAGUGAAUGUGAGUGCGUGCGUCGAUGCAGUGCUUUGUGGAGAGGGUUCCAAUAGGAGGCGUCAGAGCUCCUUUUUUAACUGGAACCGUGAGUCAAUCUGCAGUUCCCCAAUGUCCCACCACCCGACCUCCCCUCCCCCUGUGUAUCGUGGUGACUGUGGCUCCUCAUGCAGCCUGAAUCGUAUGCAUGUACCAUAACAUCUAGACUUAAUAUAUUGUGAAGUAUUCAAUAACCAUUAUGUAGAUGCUAGUUGGAAUUCAAAAAGGGUAUACUUUCUUAGAAAGACAAAAAAAAAGAAAACAGGAAACUGGCCAUUUCUAAGAAAAUAAAACUUUAUUAGAUCAGAGGUGUUUUCUGUCUUGUAAUAUCAAACCCACUCCCUGCAUUUCCCAAUAAAGGCCCGGUCAUGUUCAACAUAA
This is a messenger RNA of Solea senegalensis (Senegalese sole), 4319 nucleotides long. RefSeq names its product F-box protein 11b (gene fbxo11b). The coding region runs from base 240 to 2915 and encodes 891 amino acids. Lineage: Eukaryota; Metazoa; Chordata; Actinopteri; Pleuronectiformes; Soleidae. Gene Ontology annotation, molecular function: zinc ion binding; protein binding. The record is from RefSeq and is a predicted model, not a curated record. Gene Ontology annotation, biological process: protein ubiquitination; regulation of apoptotic process; ubiquitin-dependent protein catabolic process. The transcript has 22 exons.